UUCCCUUCCAUUUUUUAAAAGUAACUCUAAGCCCCAAGAUAACGAACUGAUAGACAUCAAAUUCGAGUCUUAAUAAUGGUUACCCAAAACACAGACACGCCGACGAACAGAAAUUACAUUUUGAGUGGAAUAUGGAAUUAUUUUUGUAAAUACUUAAACUGUAUCAAUGAAAAGACAGACGAAGAUCCUGGUCAUUUUCUUCUCACCAAAGCAGGAAAUUCUCUUAUCGACCGGAAAGGCCUCGAAAGGCAUCGUUUCAGUUUUAUCGAAGAUUAUUACAACACCAUUCUUGAAAUGCGAUGGCAUUGGGCUAUUCUAGUCUUCCUCUCCUCUCAUGCUAUCACUUUUACUGCAUUUGCUGUGAUUUGGUGGCUGAACUCCUACAUACACGGCGACUUCAACUCGCACAAUUCUAAUUCGAAACCUUGCCUCCCAGACCUGGAAACGUUUGCAGAUUUUUUCUUGUUUUCUGUUGAAACUCAAACCACAAUUGGCUACGGGUUCGUGUACCCCAGCACUGAUUGUGUUAGUACGAUUCCAACGCUCUUCUUUCAAGUCCUCAUUGGUUUUAUUCUCGAAGCGAUCUCCUUGGGGUUUGUAUUCGCCAAGAUGGUUCGUCCAAAGAACCGUUCAAACACGGUGAUGUUCAGCUACAAAGCGUGUUUGUGUUACGAGAACGGGCAUCCAGUGUUACAAAUUCAGGUGGCCGAUCUUCGACAUACCCACCUCAUCAAUGCUAAAGUUGGUGGCAUGCUGGUCGCCGAGUACGUGACGCUCGAGGGUUUCGUUCAUCCUCUCUAUCAAGUCAAAGUGGACUUUGAAAUAAACAACGUUGGCAGUAACGUGUUUUUAAUGUGGCCGGUUAUUUUGACGCACUAUAUAACGGAUGCCAGCCCUUUCUUCUGUCUUAACCUGGACGAUCUGCUCGUCAAGAAAAUCGAACUUAUUGUAUGGAUUAACGGCGUGAUCGAGUCGACCGGAGAAAUGUGUCAAGUGAAGACGUCCUACAUUGCUGAAGAGAUUGUCUGGGGAUACAGAUUUGCUCAUGCCAACCAGUUUGAUCAGAAAAACGGUCACUGGAAUGUAGAUUUCACACGUUUCGGAGAAUUGGUUCCCUGUCCGAUGUCUGUUUCUAGUAAUUUCUCCGAUGGUUAUCUGACGAUGACUGGUAUAUCCUCAGAGACGAAAGAAGAAGCAGAAGUGGUGCAGACGGUUGCUGAUAUACACUGAGGAUCUCGUUGAUUUGUAAUAACCAAAACUGCCGCCUCAGUUGAAUGAACAUCUAUGAUUUGAAGAUUCAGGCAAUUUGAAUGCCUUGGACAAUUCCAAGUUUCAAUUUUUAAUAUUUGUAAAAAUGUUAAAUGAUUCUUUUUGUUUUUAUAUUUAAACGCACAGAUUGUGGUUUAAAGAGAUUUGAUAUAUACAUUUAAUGUUCAGCUUCAUUAACAUUUUAUACGAGUGUUGAGGGAACGACAGCAUUUCUGGUGGUUACCUCCCCUCCAUUCCUUGUAAAAACUAUCACUUUGCAGUCGUGAUUUAAGGAAGCCUCUACAGUUUUGGUGCCCUAUAUUAGUGUUUAUUAUAUAUAAUACUGCAGGGCAGUGAGUUGAUAGAAUUUUUAGAGUAUUAGAAAAAACAACUUUCCGUAUUUCUUCUGACUUUUGAUAUUCUAAUGCGAAAUCCCAUAGGGAUCAGCUUUGACUUUCAUCCCUUUAGGGUCAAUAAGAUUGCUCACCAGUCAAAUGCUGGUAUUGAUGAUACAUUUAUUAACUCUCUCCCCUCAUAACUACUGGCCUUGUUUCUAAAUCAGAAGCGAUUAUAUCUAUCUAUCUAUAUACACACAUACAUAGGUACAUACCUACCUACACGCACAUAUAUGCCAAGGCUACUAGCAUUUCAAAGAGUAGUUUUGCCUUAGUUAUCGUUUCAUUUGGUUCAUUUGAAAGUUAAUAAAUACAUACCAACCUUGUACUGGAGUCAAUAUGAUUUACAAACUUGAUUCCAUUUUUAACUACUGGCCAACUACUUCAUUCUUACACCAUUUUAAUAAAUUUUGAAAAGAAUUUUCAUUUUGUGUAUAGCCUCACACAUACUUUCUUUUUUUUUCCCUCUCUCUUUACAAUGUUUAAAACAAAUGUAGAUAUUUUUUAUAUCUUAAUAUGCUUGCUAGGAUAGUAGAUUGGCAGAACUGUUAGAACGCAGGACAAAAUUCUGUUUAGUUACAGUAAUACAUGUUCUGAGUUCAAAUCCUGCUAAAGUCAACUUUGCCUUUCAUUCUCUUGGAGUUGGUAAAAUGAAGUACUAUUGAAAUACAGGGGUUGCUAAACUUGACUAUAUUGUCCUCAAAAUUUGAGGCCUUACAUCCUUAUCAUUCAAUGUCUGUUUUACCAUGCUGGCAUGGAUUGGAAGGUUUGAUGAGCUAGAGGGCUGCACUGAGCUUCAAUGUGUACUUUGGUAUGGUUUCUACAACUGGAUGCUUUUCCUAACACCAAGUACUCACAAGACAAGACCCUUCAAAUGAGUGGAGUAUAGUAUUGAGGGAUGGGAGAAUAUUAGAGGGAAAGUGAUCAAGGUAUAAGCAUCUAUGUAAGAAAUCAAUAUUUGGAUGAUGGCAGGAGGCACUAUAUAGCAGAAUUGGAAGAGCAUUACAUAAGCACCUUAGGUUAUUUACAGUUCUAUAUUUAAGAGAUGAGGAAUUAUGUACAUUAUUUACAAUUGACGGAUAUUUGUCUUCAUCUUGUUUGUUGUUAACACAACGU
Octopus sinensis (East Asian common octopus) is the source of this 2759-nucleotide messenger RNA. RefSeq names its product ATP-sensitive inward rectifier potassium channel 10-like. Gene Ontology annotation, biological process: regulation of monoatomic ion transmembrane transport; potassium ion import across plasma membrane. The coding region runs from base 76 to 1230 and encodes 384 amino acids. NCBI's taxonomy places the organism in Eukaryota, Metazoa, Mollusca, Cephalopoda, Octopoda, Octopodidae. Gene Ontology annotation, molecular function: inward rectifier potassium channel activity. The transcript is spliced from 2 exons. Gene Ontology annotation, cellular component: plasma membrane. The record is from RefSeq and is a predicted model, not a curated record.